UAUCGUCUGUUCUGUGUCUGAACGUCGGUGGGUGCUGUUGGCACCGGUGUCGAAUCCACUAUAGUAUCCACCAUCAAUAUAAAGACAAGUUUGCUAUACAACCGGGCGUUCAGACGGAAAUUAAAGACGUAAAUUGGCUAACCGGUUGCACCGGUGGGGCAACCGUCGAAUUAAAGAAUACGCCUUCUAGUUCAAUGACAUUUCCCAGAUGAUUUUUUCAUCUGUCAGACGUGGCAACGUUGAUCUACUUUUCAUUACAAAAGAUUUGUGAAAUCUACAAAAAUCUGCGGGGAUUUCUAGAUUUUUUUGAUAAUGGCAGCCUCAAAACUUUCAAAUGAAGAAAAGUUGUUACGCUUGCUAUACCUGGGAAGAUUGGAUGCAAAAUAUAUUUGUGGAGGCUUUGAAAAAUACGAAUCUCCAUCUCAAGACAAAACAGACUUUUUCAGUGAACUUCUAAAGACAUCUCAUACUGUUUUACUCAAGCAACUUGAAGCUGUUAACAAUGAAAAACUCAUACCAUGCAGAUCUCAACUUUUCAGUAUACUAGCAUUUGCUGUGUGCUUGCCAACAACUUCAAAUCAAAUUAAGCCUGAAUUAUGUGGAGCAGUCUUGAAACUUUGUAAAACAGACCAAGAUUUCUUUGACUUCAUCAAGUUUGUGUCACUGUAUCGAACAAUAUGCAACAAGUCAAAGAUUCCUCAUACAGUUGCAAAACAUGUAUCAAAGUUCUACACUCAAAAAACUGCACAGGAGCUUGCAAAGUCUUACACAAUGCGCAAGAGUUAUCACAAGUGGAGUCAUAAAGAUCUCAUGAAAGUGGGACAUGUUAAGGCAGAUACCAUUGUAAAACAGGCAUUGAUGAAUUAUAUUCUCUACAAAAAUGUUAGUGAGGAUGCCAAUCAAGAAGCAAAGACUUGCAUAGAGCUAAUGCAGAAAUCUGAGCAGUUAAGAAGUGCUAAAGAACCCACAGUUGCUUUGCCUAUUAUCAAUGAACUUAAAGCUACUAUACACCAAGUGGAACCCAGUCUUAGAAAAUCAGCAGAUGUUUGGCAUGCAGUUCUUCCGAAUAUGCCACUAUCAGAAGUAUUAUACAUACUUCCAAAACUUUACAAGUUAGGAUUUUUGAAAAAAGAAACCCCAACAUUGUCUAGAAUCAAUGAGGCUUUGAAUAGUUCUGAUAGAGUCAGAGCUAGUGGCAUACACCCAAUCGAAGUUUUUAUCCACAUGAAAAACUUUGAAAAAGGGGGCAAGCCAUUGGAUCCAAAAUUGCUGGACCACCUUGUAAAAGAACGAAACCUAACAGAAGCUGAACUUGCUAAACUUAAAACUCCAAAUGAGGCUAAGUGCCCUAUAGUGAUGGGCUAUCUUCAGAAAUGCAUGAAUCUAUCCUGUAGUAAUGUCCAACCUUGCAAUAAAAGGUUCCUUAUAACUAUUGAUGUGACAGAUAAGAUUGAUACUCCCUGUUUGAGAAACAGGAAUAUUACAGGCAUUGAGGUUGCAGCAGCUUUUGCUUGGUUUUUGCUUAGAGUAGAGAAGGAUGUCAUUGUAGCUGUUUUCAAGGAUAAAGAUAUUUAUGUUGUUCAUUUAGACAAGAAGGGACAUUUGAACGAACAUGUAUCGAAAUUGAAAGAACACAAAUCGAAGUUUUUGGUGCUUUCAUCGCCUAUUGAAUGGGCCAUGUCACAAAAAAAGCAUAUUGAUGUGUUCAUUAAUUUUAUCCAUCAUAAGGACUACUAUUCAGCGAUCCCGAAAGAAGUUAAAGAAAAAAUGUCAAAACCUGUAGACACGAUGCAUAGAUUCAGGAAGAAGUUCAACUUGAUGCAAGCAAAGUUGAUUAAUGUUUGUCUAUCCUACCCACACAUGGUAACCUGUGAUGGGUCUCCCAAUAUCCUUGAUGUUGCAGGCUUGGAUGAAGGUGUUCCUAAAGUUAUUGAAGCCUUCUAUCGCGGCAAUUUCUGUUGAUGAACCUCAUCAAAACAGCUCUCUCGAUCGUACACAGUCAGGUAUCGGAAGUGUUCAGAUAAAUUUUACCAAAUUAUUUUGAUAUCUUCGAACGAUUAUUAUUUAUUAUAACUAGCUAGUUUUGUAUUGCGGUUUCAAUAAGUUUGUUAAAUGAAAACAAUCUGUUUCUAGAAUUUUUUAGCCAUUUCACUAAUUGUUCGGUUUUUAAUAUUCUUGAUCAUUGUCAGUUUAUCCUUCCUAUAUAAUUUGCAUCGUGUUUGGGAUCUCAUUGCAAGUUCAUGCGAAUUUAAGAUUAGCCUGCCUAAAUAACUCGCUGCCAUGUCGAGUAUGCGAAUUUGGGAUUAGAAAAAAAAUAAUCUCUUUCAGAUGCGACACCUGCUGUCGGUCCCGUUGAUCUUCGCGUCCCCAACCCCAACUGCUUGCCACAUUUCCCGUUUAUGUUCAUUAGCGUCCGGAGGAUUUUUUCCUAGGGGUUGUUACGCGUUAUUAGCCUGACGUCACGAAUGUCAUACAUCGAGCUACAGAAUUAAGUAAUUUGUGUUUAUUAUUUUCCCAGAUGCGUUUAGACCAGAUAAUUGAUUUGUAUUGAUAAAACUGCAUGGAUCUCAAGUUGGCGUUGAUAGAACCUGAUUUUUGACAGUGUCGUCUCUGGUAGUACUCUGUGGCUAUGUAUUAAUUUACAGGUGGUGAGAAUAACCACUGAUUUCAUAACGCAUUCGCGAAAAGUAAACAGUAGUUUUUCUCAAAACCCAUAAUAUAAGUAAGCACAUAGCUGUUUAAGUUUAAGUGGCCUCCGCAGAAUAUUACACAAUUCAGCUUAGUAACAAAAGAGAAAUGUUUUGGACGUUCAGGUUUUCUCUAACCUUAAAUUGCAUAUUCGGCAUAGUUUCCAGUUAUCUAGUCGCCCAGGUCUUAAGAUAUUUGAUAUCAUUAAACAUCAAAUAAAAAAAAAAUAAUAAAAUUGACUGGUAGCAUUGGUUUCUAAUAUCUUAAUCACUGAUAAACUUGCAGUACGAUCUAAUGCUUCUAUUUAAGGUUAUAUAUUAACAAAUAAGGCUUUUAAAAGUAGCUUAGCAAUAGGAAAGCUUAGCAAUUACAAAAAUACUCAUAUUUUUGGAAAAUAACUAUGGACAGACGUCAUUUAUGAUUUAGUCUAAAUUAGAUUUUCACAUUUUUCGUCAAAUAGGAUUUUAGACCUACCUUUUGACGUUUUCACAUAUUAUGUCUUCAAGAUAUUUUUCAAAAAUAUUCUUUUCAUUGAAUACAUGGGUGAUACAAAACAAGUUUUAUUUUAUAUUAUUUUUAUAAAAAAUAAUGUCUAUAGGCACAUACUUAAAUGUCAAUAUUUUAUUUAUACUUUCCAUAAAAACAGUUAUUUUCGUAACUCUUUUGGGUAUUCUCCUUUUCUGUGACCAAAUAUAAAAUAUAUACAUACGUAGUAGUUCUAUUUAAACAAGGAUAUUUAGAAAAUAUGGUGUUUUGUGAUAUUUAAGUUAUUUAUAAUAUAUUUAUAGUAGUUGAUAAAGUCGAAACCAUGAUUUUCAAAAAAUAUCCAAAAGUGCCUUGAAGAGUUGCAAAGACUGUUUUAGACAAUUCUGUUGAGUUUACGACUGAGAAGUGUGUAGUCGACCGAAAAUCGAUGAAAUAGAUCCAUUUGUCGAAUCUCUGUUGAUGCCACACUUCGACGAACAUUCAAAUCAAAAUAUAUGUUUCUGGUUAACUUAGUUUUAAGUUAUGAAUGGCUUGUUACGUUUUAAUUUUGUUGUAUUACUUAAAAUAACAAUUUAGUUAUAAUGACACCAAAGUAUACAGAAUUCGAAGAGUAUGGUCAUCUGUUUCUACUACUGUCCUUAUUCAGUUAGACGCAAAAACCGUAUAAAGUGCAGCGUCGCUUAAGAAAUUUACUUCCCACGCCAACUGGCGAAAUUCCAAAAUGAGAUAUCUCUUUUGGAUGUUACGAAUGAAACCUUUUGUAACAAAUAAUAAAAUUUUUAAGGGAUAUAAAAAUCUAACAAUAUUUUACAUAUCAGUUUCUUUCACGGCGACGACUACAUCAGUUUUUACAUCAACAGCCAAUAUGAUAGUAUGGUGAAAAAUCUCCUAUGUGUUAGCACUGGAUGGUUUUAUGCGCUAUUGUAUACAUAGAAAGUUUUGUUUUUACAGAAUAAUACAAUUUAAGCUGGACUAGUGGUGGACUAUAUUGGUUCUCUUUAGAGAUGAUUUGCAUCACGAAAAACCAUGUCACUCAUUUUCAUCAGUCUGUCUGUCCGCUAAUCAUUGGCUCCGCUAUACUAAGGACAGAACCGCUUGGAUGUUGAGGAAAUUUUUGCACAAGGUUGCUGCUAUACCAAGGAUGUGAACACAUGGUUUUUGAAAGUCGAAAAAAAUUAAAAAAUAAAUAUCGCGCUCACCUCGUAUUUUGACGUUCAGCGACUUUUGAUCAUUGAGAGUUGUUUUUCGGACCUCCAUAUUUUUUAUUUUUACACACAUAUUUUGGUAUCUUCCUUCUACAAUCAUUAUCUGAAAAUUAAUGACUCAACUUCAAAGUAUAUAAAAUGUAUCUGUGAAAUUUUAGAACAAUGCAAAAUUCAAAUAUCUCCGGACGAUAAAGUUUUUUUUAACUCGCAACGUUUCGAUCGAUGUGAUCUUGAAUCGUCAUCGACUACAUAUGUAUACCAUUUGAUGACAUAGCCGGUGGUUGGUGGUGAUGUUGAUUGAUUUGGAAUGGUUUGAUGUUUCUCAUAAUCGGUUGCAAUACUGGUUUAAUUUCAAUACUUGGAUUACUGUCCAAACAUGAUCUGCUAUUCCAGAUUUAUUCGUCUCCCCUUUCCGUGUUUGAUGUAUACUCUUUUAUUCUUAUUGAGAGUGGCCUUUUUAUUUCUCCUAUGUACAGUAUCGGAUUAUAAUAGAGCGACGAUAUAUUUUUUUCUUCUGUUGAAAACGCAAUAACGCAAGAGGAAUUAAAACUCAUUAAAACAAAUACAUUCAUUGACAGAAAUACAUUUAUUACAUUCUAUACCAAACUUCUCCCAUAUUGACAAGAUUCUAAAAUGAAAAAGAAAAAUCAAACAUUCUUAAACGACAAAAGUUAAGCGACGCAUACAAUAAAAAUAAUACAAAACAAUAUUCAAAAAACAAAUACAUUAUCAUGUUGCCUUCCUAAUAUUUAGUCCACAGUCCUUUAUUUGCGAGAACCUGGCGGCACCUUUGAGGCAUGGAAGAAAUUAAAUUAUCAAUUAUGUUUUGAUCAAUAGUUUUCCAGAUAUUUCCAAUUUCUUCAAAAAUUUGCUGUUUAUUUUUAUAGGAUUUGGUUCUAAGUUGCCUAUCUACAAUUUCCCACAGGUUUUCGAUCGGAUUAAGAUCGGGUGAUUGGGCUGGCCAUUUAAGAAUGGCAUAGUGGCAUAUUCCAUUCUGCAUAAGGCAGCAUGAUAUUUUCAAGGAUAUAUUUAUACUUAAACCUAUCCAUAAUGCCCUCAAUGUGAUAAAUUGGUCCCAUUUCAUAGCCAGAGAAACAACCCCACACUAACACGUUUCCACCUCCAUGUUUUAUAGUACCUUGGACAUACUUUGGGUCGAGUCUUUUACCUGCAAUACGCCGAACAUAUUGAACUCCAUCACUUUUGUGCAAAUCAAACUUUGACUCAUCACUAAACAGUACUUUUUUCCAUUGCUCUGGUGUCCAAUGAGCAUGUUGGGCUGCAAACAGACGACGUGCUUUAAUAUUCUUCUUACUAAGAAGCGGUUUUUUUGCAGGUUUGUAUGCCGUUAAGCCUGCUUCAACUAGUCUGCGCUGUAUAGUCCGAGAAGAAACAUUAGAGUCCUCAGCUUCAGCCAGAAUUUGUUUUGCUGACAAAAAAGGAUUUGCCUGAGAGAUCCUCUUAAUUCUCAAGUUUCUUUGUAGUUGUUCUCGGUCUUCCCGUCUGUUUUAGGUUGACCCUAAUUCGAUAAUUCUGAAUUGUCCUCGACACCACAGAUUUUGAAACCCUCAGUUCUUGUUUUAUAUUGUGGUAUUCCCAUCUUAUAUGAUGCAAUAAUUCUUUCUUUAAGAUCAACAGAAAAACUUUUACCGCGAGGCAUUUUAUACACAAAAUAACAUUUGAUACCGACCACAACCGAUGUUUAUGUACUAAUGGUAUGAACAAUAUGGGCAAAGUCGCUCUAUUUUUGUCCAUGAAAAAAUGCAUAAAAACAUAUAAGGUAUUUCUUUAUCUCUCGAUGUUAUCACAAGAGGCAAAGAAUAUUUAAAUACGAUAAACCAAGGUAUUAUAUGUACUGAUACUACAAAAUUGCUCGUCAUCAUACGAGGUACAGUGAAAAAGUUUUUUAAGGAUAUUAUAGCGUCGCUUUACUUUUGUCCGAUACUGUAUAUCUCUGAUGGUACCUAGUAAUCACAAUCCUUGGUAUUUUGUUUUUUAUUUAUGGGUUUUGUUUUUGUGAGGAUACUGCGAACUGUGCUGUUCCUUAAAAAUCUAGUUUCGUUUUCUAUCGGCUUCUAAUUCUUCUGAUUGCAUCACUUAUUCCGUCAACAUAUGGCAGAAUUGGUGUAUAUCCUCUGGUUCAAUGCGCAUGUUUCUACUGUUGUUGCUGUUGUUUUAUUUCAGAACUUCAUUUAUCGGUCGUCUUGGGUAGCCAUUUCUUAUCCAUUCUACUUUGAUUUAUUUCUGGAGAUUUGCUUGGAUGUUGCAGAUACUCUGCUUCUUCGAAGUUGAUGGAUAACUGGAACAGAGGUUUAGGUAUUUCAAACAACAACUUUUGAUCAUUAUAAGAAAACAAUUGUAAGGGUUGAACAUUUGUAAAUGUUGCGUCUGUAGUAUCAGUAAAAGACAUUCUAUUUUUGAUCGGUAAUAUUAUGCAACUAUCAGACAAAUUAAAACGCUGAGAAGUUCCAACCAUGCCAAUUAUUAUAUUUUCAGCUACAUUUCUCGAGUUUCGCCUCACACUCCCUGAGCUGCGACCUGCGUGCAGAGUUAUUUUGCCACGGGUUGGAGGAGAUUCUAGUAGCGGCAUUAGGAAUAUUUGAUGAUUGCUUUUGCGUUUUUGUAACACAAGUAAAUUUAACGUAACGUAAUUUAACUUUGUAUCGAGUUUGUUGACUCUAAAUCUCACAUACAAUUACUUUAGGGUCGCUGUGACGUUAAGGCUAGCAAGCAACCCCUUUUUUAUUGCAAUAUGUGCAAUUACUUUGAUCAAGCGAGGUACCGGCUAGUUUUCGAAGUACGUGGUUUAACAAAGAUUUAAUGUGCAGCAGAAGUCUGGUGGGUUCACCUGACAGGCCUAACCUUGGCAGCAUCAUGGAAGAAUCACAUGUGUUCUGAAAAUGGUUAUACUCUUUGUAAUCUGUAUACUUUGAAUAAUACUAGGUAGCUGUAGGUACUGUUUAACUGUUGCGAUUUCAAACUCUCAUCAGCUUGCAAUCCAUACAGCCAAUGAUAUUCAGUGAUAUUUUUUUUUAUUUUGAGUGAUGCGAUAGUUUUUGUUAUCUAGUUAAUAAACGAAUGAAAAUACCGGACCUCACUUUAGGGAGUAAUGAAGAAAAACCUUUGAAAUAGUGAUUUUCUUUGGAUAUCACUUUCGCUACUCGGUUGUAUUGAACAUUUGUUAUUUAUUUAACAAGUUUCUCAAUAUUCAGAGACAUAGUUUUUAUUGUAUUUCGACCAUUGUGUUGAAGUAAAUAUUCAAAUUCUGUGAAUUAAGGCUGUUACUAAAUUUUCGUUGAAAUACUCUAUAUAUAUACGAAGCUGCUUCUGUGAACUCUGAUUAAGUCACAUUUCAAAAACACAUUUUUGUAGGCAGAUCAAAAAACGAAGAAUGGGUGAAUAUACUUUUAAAAUUAUCAUUUUAUUUUCUAACUAAACGAUAAUUGUUCAAUUCUGGUAGAAUCAGAGAGUAUAGUUAAAAUGGCUUAUUCAUUAUUAAGCCAAGCACACACUGCCUACUUUGUAAUAAAAUUCUGAUGUAUUUUUAUAUAGCGACUUCAAGUAAUGCAUGAUUUAAUUUUAAAGAAUUUUCAGACAAUUUUUCGUAUCUCACUUAAAUAUGCUUAAUUUAUAUGUGGAUAAUGUAGUUUCUUCAUUAUAUCAUCUAUAUAACGCAG
This is a messenger RNA of Acanthoscelides obtectus, 8056 nucleotides long. NCBI's taxonomy places the organism in Eukaryota, Metazoa, Arthropoda, Insecta, Coleoptera, Chrysomelidae. The record is from the annotation of a GenBank genome assembly.